Messenger RNA from Coccidioides immitis RS, 1451 nucleotides. RefSeq lists its product as uncharacterized. The record is from RefSeq and is a predicted model, not a curated record. Lineage: Eukaryota; Fungi; Ascomycota; Eurotiomycetes; Onygenales; Onygenaceae. The coding region runs from base 339 to 1451 and encodes 370 amino acids. The transcript is spliced from 8 exons.
AUCUGAUGGAGCCAGACUAGGAUGCGAUUAAACGUCAGGCCAGACAGGGAGAUUGAUAAUUCCUUUGAACUUGACCAGUGGUAUAAGAGUCCCACCUGGUCUUGCAUACGACCAAUAGUCAAGCUAGUUCACCCCAGAUAACCUACCCAGUCCUCUGGAACGACUCACGUACGGAGUACUCCGGACGCCUUGCAGCGACAGCUCUAGCGACUAUGUGAUAGGUAGGAUCAUGCGGGGUUGGCCAAGCUCGGCCCUCGGGGCUGAGUAUAGUCUCCCUGCCUGCGUGAGUCCUGCAAGAUGAAAUAACGACAGACUUGAACAUAGACCAGAGGAAAACUAUGAUGGCUGAAGACAAGCAGUUGAGAAUCCUCUCUCUUGAUAUGGCAGCGGUGUUCGCGGCGUAUCAAGCCUUCUCAUCCUCGAAGAUAUCAUGGAAUGAAUACAAGCGUGCUUUUUCUACCAAAACCCCCAGACAUGCCAUCCAAGAAGCGAUUAGACAGUGCUGCACAAAAGUGGAAUGCGUAAUCCGCUGGCGCCAAAGGGGCACUCAGCUGUUGAGACAUGCCUACAUUGCGCAGGCUGCGCAGGUAACUUCAGCUGCGAACAACCUUUUAAAGUCCUUAAAUGUUACACGGCACGAGAUAGAAUCCGUGAAUACUGGUUUCUGCUACAGUAAACCUUGCGAGAUCCUUGUGGAGGAAGGUUGGCAAUACUUCCCUGAAGGCAGACAGAUGAGAGUUCUUAGUGUUGGUAUGAGCCUUAGAGAUAUUGACAACAUAGACCUCGCCCGUCCUUCCAUCAUUGACGCGCCAGAAAAGGCGGCAAAAUCCUCCAGGAUCCUAGCGGCGAGAAGUUUUCGUGCAAGGCUCGCUCCGACUCACUUAUCGCUCCCGAUCGAUGAGGAUCCCGAAGGGAAUUAUGACGCUGACUAUGAUCAGAGCGGUAGUAUUGCGAGCCUAUUGCAAUCGUCCAUCUUUGAUCAACAUGACCAAUGCCGAAAUUGCCCGGGCUGGUAUCAGAAGGCUACAACGCAGAAGCCCCAUCCCACAUCCACUUUCAAUCGCGCGGCUAAAAUCAAGGAGUAUACUCCCCUCGGUGAUGACUGCGAUGACGUGGAAUUACCGUAUAUUAAAGCCUUCCUCGCCGUCCUCGCCGAGGAUAUCAAGGUGUUUCUGGAAGCUGCAAUUCCAUUUCACUGGGAAGCGUGCGGUCGUCCUGCACCGGAAGCGGAAUUAGGUGUGAUAUAUCAGGUUAUUACUAGAGGUUUACUGAUAUGCUUUCAAAGUGAAAUUGUCCACUUAUUGCAGCAGGAGGCUGAUCAAAAGAAAUCUAGACUGGAAGAGGUCGAUAGCGGCGCGGCUCACAGCGGGCCAAUUAGCGAAGAAGGGACUGAUUAUAAGCUACGUAAGCGGCAGCCAUUCGAGGAGCCCGGGGGUAUGCUCCCCAGGUGA